CCUGAACCGACAGAUAACCGAGGAGGCUAUGGUCUGUCGGUGUCCAUUCAUCUUUCUGUUGUAAUGACGUCUGGACGGUUAUUUUAAUUCAAACGUUGAGGCAUUCGAGGAUUCAUCCGCCCGACCCCGAUUCGGCGUCGGGGAAAGCGGGGCCGAGGCGGGUGGACGGACAUCCGUGAAGAAAUGGGAAGGAGAGCGGAACCGAUGCAGUGGCUCUCGGCAAGGCAUCGUCAAAAUACAGGGCAGUGAUGCCUGGGAUGGUGAUGUUUCGGCGGCGCUGGUCAGUUGGCAGUGAUGACCUGGUGCUGCCCGCCCUCUUCCUUUUUUUAAUACACUGCGUCUGGUUGGUGGUUCUAUCCGUGGUCCUGUUUGGCCUUCCGUACAGCUCCGACCAGUCAUGUUCCGCCACACUGGUGGAUCAUGGCCGAGGGUACCUGGGAAUCCUGGUUAGCUGCCUUAUUUGUGAGAGUGCCAUUAUGUGGUUAAGUAUGAGGGGCAGCAUUUUGUACACGCAGCCCAGGGAAGCUGUUCAAUAUGUGAUCUACAUUCGGCUAGUUAUUCUCUUGGUCGAGUUUGUUUAUGCUGUUGUGGGAAUUGCCUGGCUUGUCCAGCAUUAUCAGCCAUGUUCCGAUGUCACGGCCAAAAACUUGGCUUUGGGAAUUGUGGCAUGCAAUUGGUUGGUGAUACUCAGUGUUUGCAUCACCCUCACGUGCACCUUUGAUCCUACUGGACGGACUUUUGUCAAACUGAAAGCAACUCGUCGGCGUCAACGAAACCUCACUACGUACACGCUCAGACACAGACUAGAAGAAGGUCAGGCCAGCAGCUGGAGCAGGAGGCUGAAAUUUUUUAUGUGCUGCACAAGAGCCCAGGAUACACAAUCAGAUGCAUAUUCAGAAGUGGCCAGCCUUUUUGCAGAGUUCUUUAGAGACCUGGACAUCGUGCCCAGUGACAUCAUUGCUGGUCUGGUACUUCUUCGCCAGAGACAGAGGUCUAAGAGGUCAUCCAUCCUGGACCAGGCCAACAAUGACAUUUUAGCGUUCUUAUCAGGAAUCCCAGUCACUCGUAAUACUCGAUAUCUGGACCUAAAGAACUCUUCUGAGAUGAACAUGUACAAAGAUGUGUGUUAUUACAUGCUCUUUGCCCUGGCUGCAUAUGGUUGGCCCAUGUACCUGAUGAGGAAGCCCGGCUGUGGGCUGUGCCGCCUCGCCAGCUCCUGCCCCUGCACCUCGGUGUCUGGCUCUCGGCUGUCUCAGUCCGUGACGGUGGAGGAGGACAACUGCUGCGGCUGCAACGUCCUGGCCAUACGCCGACACUUCCUGGACAGGGAUCUCAAGCAGGUCCACAUUGUCUACACUUCCUGCCACGAUGCUGUGUAUGAGACGCCGUUCUUUGUGGCCGUGGAUCAUGCUAAGAAGAAAGUUGUCAUCAGUAUCAGGGGGACCCUCUCUCCAAAGGAUGCUCUGACUGAUCUGACAGGAGACUCUGAGCGUUUGCCUGUGGAGGAGCAGCAGGGCUCCUGGCUCGGCCACAAGGGAAUGGUUUACUCAGCAGAAUACAUUAAGAAGAAAUUGGAGCAGGAAAUGAUCUUGUCACAAGCGUUUGGAAGAGACUUGAGUAAAGGUACCAUGCACUACGAGCUGGUGAUAGUGGGACAUUCUCUUGGUGCAGGCACAGCUGCUAUUCUGUCCUUCCUGCUCAGACCUCAGUACCCCACUCUUCAUUGCUACUCUUAUUCUCCACCUGGUGGCCUUCUCAGUGAGGAUGCCAUGGAGUACUCCAAAGAGUUUGUAACUGCUGUGGUAUUAGGAAAAGACCUAGUGCCAAGGCUCGGCCUUUCACAGCUGGAGGGUUUCCGACGACACCUUUUGGAGGUCUUGCAGAAAAGUAACAAGCCAAAGUGGAGGAUUAUUGCAGGUGGUACCAAAUGCAUUCCCAAAUCAGAGCUUCCAGUAGAAGAUGACGAUCCUCAGUCGCAGCCGGCAGCUCCCCCCAGCAGCCGCCUGUGGCUUCACCCCAGUGACCUCAGCAUCGCCUUGUCAGCCUCCACACCUCUCUAUCCUCCUGGCAGGAUCAUCCACGUGGUGCACAACCACCCACCAGAGACGUGCUGUGGCCAGGAAGAGCCAACCUACUCAGCUCUGUGGGGGGAUAACAAGGCGUUCAAUGAGGUCAUCAUAUCACCCGCCAUGCUGAACGAGCACAUGCCCCACAUGGUGAUGAAGGGUCUGAACAAGGUGCUGGAGAACUACAAUAAAGGGAAAACGGCCUUGUUGUCAGCAGCCAAGAUCAUGGUGAGCCCAACAGAGGUAGACCUGAACCCAGAGUCUUUGUUUGUGGAUGCAUCGACGGCCUCUCAGCAGCCGACACCCGCAACCCACCAUCGCAGGAACAGCAGUGUUCGACAAAAAACCUUGUUACGUUCCGGUGCCCAGUCGGAAAUAUCUCUGGAUGGUUUCUCUGAGUGCCCUCCUCCCCCAGUGCCUGUAGUACUGCGUGGGGCACGGGAGCGCCUGGCAGUGGAGCUGAGAGACCGCAAGGCACCGCUGGCCAUCAUGGAGAGCCUCUCAGACGCAGAGUCUCUCUAUAGUCUGGAUUCCCGACGCUCCUCAGCUGCGUUGAGGGGUUCACCAAUGCUGGGUAGCCUACCGUUCCCAUUAGAUGCCCCCAUACCAGAGGAAAAUCCAUCUCUCAGCUCUCGCACUGAAUUAUUGGCUGCAGACUGCCUCUGCCCUGAAACACCAGAGCACCUGGGGGAGGUCGGACCCUUCUUAACCCCACUUGAGUCCAGAUCCACUCCAGAUUAUCCCAUGAGGCUGUCUCCUGCCACACCUCGCUACAGUGGAAACCAUUCCCCAGCCUUUUUGACCCAGAGUCUCUUGGCUCGUUCAUCCAAACCAGAGUCCAACCCCUUGCCAACAGUGCUUCAUGAUGGGGACCAGAUUCCUGGUGUCUACAGCCCUGGGAACUCUCCUAAUGCUCCAUUGAGCCCACAAGUUGGCUCAAGACGGUUAGGUGCAGAAACCACACUGGCAACUUCAAAUCUUCCACCCCAGCUAUCCAACGGGAACCCCAGCCAAGCAGUACUAGAGUUUGCUCAGUAUUUAGACUCUCUGUUCAGACUGGACGGCAGCUGCUCACCACCCUUGGACCUGUCGGACGGGGAGUCUGAGUCUGGCCGGGGCUCUUUUGGCCAGGGUGAGUGUCUUGGAGAUGGACAGCAGUUGGAAGACUCGCAGCUACUAGCCAGAGCAACGCUGGAGCCCAACCUCGUCCCCAAGCCUCCACGUACUUUUGCUGGGUCUGCUGACCCCUCCUCAGGCAUAUCCUUGUCACCCUCUUUCCCUCUUUCAUCAUCUGAGGAGCUAAAUGACCUUUCCCCAAGCGAAGGUGCCCCACCAACCAUUCACUCUCUACGAACAUCAACUCCUUGUCACUGUCCUGAAGAGAACACUCUAUCGUCAUUGGUGUAACGUGCUCUGAAGACCUCUUUGUCACGUAGAGAGGGGCAGUUAUCCAAAUGUUGAAACAUAUCACAAAAUACGCAUGCAAUGGAAUACAGUCACUUAUCAGAAAACCCGUGAAAGGAACUUGACUGGUCAACACGCAGAUUCUAUCCAUUCUUCAGGUGUCUCCUUUGAACUUUUGGAUGUUUUACACUACUGCAAUGAUGUUACCUCUCUGUGCAUGCCAGAGGGCUGUGCUGCUUUAGAGUGUAUAUAAACAACUGUAGCUUCACAAUGCCAGUUCACAACAACGACUCACCCACAUGGAGACACAGCUACAAAUCACGACCUUAAAAUCUAAGGGGAGAAGCAGGAAAUCAGAAACGUACACUGUAGAAACGGUUAGGAUAGGCACAUCAUCUGAGCUGGCGUGAUGUACCACUUCCUGCAUCUUCAUCAGCUCUGGAAACUUGUACAGCUUUGAUUUUAAUUUAUUUUAUACAUUGCGAAUGUGAAGAUGGACAUGUUUGUUUUUAAACCGACGUAAGAAGACGAUAAGAGAAGUUCCUCAGGUCUACAAAGAACAGACUUUGAGAAAGAGAGUAAGUGUGCGAUGUUGGUGAGAAUACACGUGUCUUAAACUUUUAGUGAUUGUGGGAAAAGUUAUUACAGAUGCCUAUGGAUGUUUUUGGAGUCUUUUGGUUACACUUUAUAAUGCAUGAAGACUUUCUUUUUUUUUUAAAUUAAUUUAUUCGUGAGGAGAACUUGUCACCAAGCCACUCAGAUUUACAUUUUGUUACUCUUGCACACAUUAAAUAGCUCAGUUUACCCCCUUUGCCAAAAAAGUUACAUAUUGUCUUGCCAAAUGUAUUUAUAAGAUGUGAUUUUGUAUAUGUAUAUUGCUUUAUUUAAACGCAGGCUCAGUUCAGUGUUUUCAUUCUAAUUAUUCAGUCAGUUCUCAUGCAGACUGUUACGCAGCAACAACACAGAUAAGGUGUCAUCCUGACAUUUAAAAGCCACCGUGGCUUUCAUUUCAGAAACACAACUUCUGCACAUCGGGUGUGAACAAACAAGAAACUUGCUGAUAACCUCCUAAAUACUGUAUAUUUCUCUUAGAAGAGCUCUUGGCAACAUGCACGCUUCAUGAAUUUCAAAGUAGCAUGGCUGAUGUAGAACAAGUCUUGUCAUCAAGUCACAGUAAAUCUGCUCUAACAUCCGGAAAUGGUCAUAAACUCCAGCUUUUUAGAGCUUAAUCAGAUGCCCUCGUUGCAGCACAGAACCAAAUUGUUUAUUCUAAAAGUGUCUCAGGAUGUUUUCUGUGAUUCUGAAGGUGCUCUCAGUAGGUUUGGACAUGAAGGUGUUUUUCUUCCCUUUAAUCUGGCCCACCUCAGAUGUUUUUUGGACUGAAUGCACAGAUGGGCUUGAACAUAAUGCCCAUUUUUAAAUACUCACGUGGAAUUCAAUCUUCCAUAUCACUCCGGGUGUAACGGUUGCUCAUAUUUUGCAUUAUUUAGUACAGUAAAUGUUUUGAUCACCUUUAAAGAUAUAUUUGAUGGUAUUAUUAUCCUUCUUGCUUCUGCAACAAAUUGGUUUGAUGUCGGUGUUUUUUUUUACCUCCGUUUUCAGAACAGUGUGGGGAUUUUUUUUUUUCCCCAAAUGCAAGAAGAUUUGAGCUUUUUUCUGUCUGAGUGGUAUUUACCAUAGCAUGAUGAUGGUAUUCCUUUUCCAUACAAAUUUGUCAAAGUGGCGAUGUGUGCUGCACAGUUCCAGCCUUUUCACGGCGACCUUUGGUGCACAACCACCUUUACGCCUAGAGUCAUGAGUUUUUGCACAAACUCUAAUUGGAAUACCAUUUUCCAGCCAGUUUGCAGUCUGACACUUCAUAGAUCAUGCUGCCAGUCCUUUAAUGCUUGACCAGCAGUUUUCCUACCUUCAGUAGUUUUGCUUUCUGCUGGUCUCACACCAAACUGUGGAUGGAAAGCUCAGAUUAUUUUUUUCCUACCAUGAUGUGUACAGCACUGUCUUUUAUGUGUAAUUAUUUAUGCAGAUGUCUAUGAAAAGAUGCAUUCCAAAAGGAUCAUGUAGACAACAACUAUAUAAAAAUAAGACAAUAUCUUUGAGAUAAAAAUGCUUACAUGUAGACGAGUUACAACUAUUGGGAGAUUUACAAAUUGGUCGAUACUGAAAGGAAUAAUUCAGUUAUGUCUUGUCCAUGUUAACCUGGUUUGCAUCCCUUCCUUUCCUGCCCCACAACGAGAAUGUAUUGGACUCCUCUCCCUCACUGCCCUGCCUGUAAUAAAAUAAAAUACAAAUUAAAAGAGAAAAGUACAA
Messenger RNA from Nothobranchius furzeri (turquoise killifish), 5777 nucleotides. It is a transcript of the gene dagla, whose product is annotated as diacylglycerol lipase, alpha. Gene Ontology annotation, molecular function: lipoprotein lipase activity. The record is from RefSeq and is a predicted model, not a curated record. Gene Ontology annotation, cellular component: cytoplasm; dendrite membrane; postsynaptic membrane. NCBI's taxonomy places the organism in Eukaryota, Metazoa, Chordata, Actinopteri, Cyprinodontiformes, Nothobranchiidae. Gene Ontology annotation, biological process: arachidonate metabolic process; diacylglycerol catabolic process; retrograde trans-synaptic signaling by endocannabinoid.